UUAUUUAAAAGGUGUCUGAAUGUGAUCUAGGAAUGUGAGCUGAUUGAUAUUGAUGGGCUGCUACAUGUGUCCUAGGAGUGUCAUGUAGCAUAAACAUAUCCGGUCAUUCUGAUAGUAUUGUUCAGUCGAUAUUAGGCUACGCUCUGUGCAUAUUGCGUUCGGGCUUCAAGUUGAAUUGUUUCUCAUUGCAGGAUUAAUGUAGCACUGUCUCUUUAAAAAAAAUGUACCUCAUAUUGUCCAGGAAGUUGUCAUGUGAUCGGAGGACGGCGUUCAUUGUUUGUAUCCGUUAGGUCGAAGGUAAUAGGUAUACUGUUACUUUGUAGCAGAGUGUUGCAAUUAUCUUACUUUAACCUUUAUCCUUCCUCCAUGAUUUCAAUCAUGAACAGGGUGCAGUUGAAACGCUCGAACAUCUUGAGAAUGGCUCUAGCAGGAUCGGACUCCAUGGAAGAAGGAAAAGGCGAGACGUUUCUUCUUAAAGCCAUCAAAAUAGGUGGUGUGGUCGUACUUUAUUGGUUCAUUUCAAUAACCAUGGUGUUCUUAAAUAACUACUUGCUAGACAGUAAAGAUUUGGACGCGCCGCUAUUUGUGACAUUUUACCAGUGCCUUGUGACUGUCGGACUGUGCUAUGGCAUGCACUUGCUAUCCCACUUAUGUCCGGGUGUCAUCGACUUCCCCUCCGUCAAGUUCGACCUAAAGGUAUGCCGGGAGGUUCUACCCCUGUCCAUCGUGUUCAUUGGAAUGAUAACCUUCAACAACUUGUGCCUGAAGCAUGUAGGGGUGGCCUUCUACACUGUCGGCAGGUCACUCAGCACAGUCUUCAACGUUCUACUCUCCUACGUGAUCCUCAAGCAGACCACGUCCUUCUACGCCAUCCUGUGUUGUGGAAUUAUUCUAGGUGGAUUCUGGUUGGGUGUGGACCAGGAAGGUGUGGCGGGCUCCCUGUCGUGGGCGGGUGUGUUUUUCGGUGUGCUGGCCAGCGCCUGCGUCUCCCUCAAUGCCAUCUUCACCAAGCGGGUCAUGCCGGCGGUAGACGGAAACAUCUGGAAGCUCUCCUUCUACAACAACAUCAACGCCUGCAUCCUCUUCCUCCCACUCAUCCUCGUCUUCGGUGAGGUCGGCCACCUCGUCCAUUUCAGCCGCCUGGGUGACCCUACGUUCUGGGGCAUGAUGACGCUGGGCGGCGUGUUCGGUUUCGCCAUCGGCUACGUGACGGGCCUCCAAAUCAAGUUCACGAGUCCGCUAACGCACAACGUGUCGGGGACGGCCAAGGCCUGCGCUCAGACGGUCAUCGCUGUGGUCUAUAACCAGUCCAGUAAAAGUUUCCUGUGGUGGACUAGUAACCUGAUGGUCCUUGGUGGGUCUUCUGCCUACACCUGGGUCAAAGGCAUGGAGAUGAAGAAGGUCCAUAUUCCCCAGGAGGAGUCCAAAGAGAAACUGCUAGGGGAGAAGAGUGAUGCCGGGGUAUAGUGGGACUAGGAUGACAUUCCACCGCGGUGGUGGUGACCCGGGGGUUUUGUGGGAUGAGGAUGACCUUCCACUGUGGUGGUGGUGGUGACCCGGGGUAUAGUGGGACUAGGAUGACCUUCCAUCAUCAUCAUGGUGGUGGUGGUGGUGACCCGGGGUAUAGUCGGGAUGAGGAUGACCUUCUGCCAUGGUGGUGGUGGGGACGUUGACCCGCUGGUGACAGAAGAC
Oncorhynchus keta (chum salmon) is the source of this 1692-nucleotide messenger RNA. RefSeq names its product GDP-fucose transporter 1. Gene Ontology annotation, biological process: protein O-linked glycosylation via fucose; GDP-fucose import into Golgi lumen. The transcript has 2 exons. The record is from RefSeq and is a predicted model, not a curated record. Lineage: Eukaryota; Metazoa; Chordata; Actinopteri; Salmoniformes; Salmonidae. Gene Ontology annotation, cellular component: Golgi apparatus. Gene Ontology annotation, molecular function: antiporter activity. The coding region runs from base 367 to 1467 and encodes 366 amino acids.